Messenger RNA from Ananas comosus (pineapple), 933 nucleotides. RefSeq names its product vegetative cell wall protein gp1-like. The coding region runs from base 1 to 933 and encodes 310 amino acids. The record is from RefSeq and is a predicted model, not a curated record. NCBI's taxonomy places the organism in Eukaryota, Viridiplantae, Streptophyta, Magnoliopsida, Poales, Bromeliaceae. The transcript has a single exon.
AUGAAAGAUCACAUAUAUAUCGGUCGGUGCCCCCCGUCGUUACGGCCUCCUCCGCGCCCCUCCCCCGAUCUUGCGAUCGGUGGGUGCCGAUUCUUCCGCCCUCCGUCGCUGCGACCUCCUUCGCGCCUUCUCCCCCGAUCUCGCGAUCCGGUGACGCCGAUCUUGCCGCACUCGCCGUCCCCUUCUGUCGCUGCGGCCUUCUCCGCUGCCCCCUCCCCGAUCGGUGGCGCCAAUCUUGUGCACCGCCACCCCCUCACCGAUCUUGUGAUUGGUGGCGCCGAUCUUGCCGCACCGCCGUCCCCUCCGUCGGUGCGGCCUCCUCCACCCCUCCCUUCCUCCCCGAUCUCGCGAUUGGUGGCGCCGAUCUUGCCGCCCCGCGCCGCCGCCCCUCCGUCACUGCGACUCCUCCCGUUUGUGCGGCCUCUCCGUCGCUGCAGCCCCUCCGAUCUCACGAUCGGUGGCGCCGACCGCGGAGGAGGCCGCCAACGACGGAGGGGCAACUGGGGCAGCAAGAUCGGCGAGGUGGCAUGGUCUAAUUCUUCAGCAUUUGUGGGAUACACGCCCCACCGCCCGCCUCCUCCUCGACCUUUCACCCCCCUUCUCAAUCUAUGGUGGCGUCAGGGACCCGAAAACGAAAGUUACGUCCCGCCCCCUCUCAAUCUAUGGUGGCGUCAGGGACCCGAAAACCAAGUGCGUCCCGCCCCUCCUCAAUCUUAUGGUGGCGGUCAGGAACCCGAAAAUGAAAGUACGUCCCGUAUUUUGAAAAAAAGUUCAAAAAGACGUUGCUCUGUUCCCAUGGCCGCCGCCGUCGCCCCUCCGUCGCAGUGGACUCGUCGCCCCUCCCGAUUCUGCGAUCGGUUGGCGCCGAUUCUUGCUGCACCCGUCGCCCUUCUGUCGCUGCGGCCUUCUCCGUCGCCCCUUCCCAUCUCGUGA